AUGUGGGUAGUGGCGGUGGUUCCGAAACGGGCAGCGAGUCCACAACGCUAUUUUGGGUUCGUUCGCGCCAGCGUCACCAUCAACGAUGAUGCUUAUCUCGCUGUCAAGGAGCUUACACUAAACUUAAAUGAGAUAUUCUCAGCAAACUCUUUGCAGAUUGUCUGA
Histoplasma mississippiense is the source of this 165-nucleotide messenger RNA. RefSeq lists its product with no specific name. The transcript is spliced from 3 exons. The record is from RefSeq and is a predicted model, not a curated record. Bases 1 to 165 code for a protein of 54 amino acids. Lineage: Eukaryota; Fungi; Ascomycota; Eurotiomycetes; Onygenales; Ajellomycetaceae.